Molecule: messenger RNA, 651 nt
Organism: Microdochium trichocladiopsis
Lineage: Eukaryota; Fungi; Ascomycota; Sordariomycetes; Xylariales; Microdochiaceae
Exons: 1
Source: RefSeq, a predicted model, not a curated record
GAUGGUCAGGGCGAGGCGGCUGAUGUCGUGGUUCAGGUUGCCAACUCCGACGAUGAGGCAAUGUCACUGGCACUUCUUGAAGGCGUCGCCAAGCAUGCUGGGGCAGCCUACGUGCACGUCUCUGGGAUCGCCACUCUUAUCGACCAGAAUUUCCCGCUCGGCCAGUUGGACACCCGCGUUUACAGCGAUGCGACCCAAACAGCCGAGAUACUCAGCCUGUCGCACGGCCACCUCCACGCUGCAAUCGAGCAAAAGAUCGUGGAACAAUCGGAAGCACUGCAGACCAAACUCGCUAUUGUGUCGCUGCCGGUUAUGUAUGGGGAAGGCCGAGGACGCAUGACGCCGCAAUCCAAGGUUUUCCAGCCCUAUGUUCGUGCAGUCCUGUCGCAUGGGAAGCCAUUCGUUGUGGGCGACGGCCAGAAUAUUCGGUCCCACGCGCAUGUGUCGGAUGCUUCGUCGGCUCUGCUGCUGAUGGUCGACGAGGCACUGAAAGGCGAAUUGAGCAAAGGAAAAUGGGGGCGAGAUGGGUAUUACUUUGUUGAGACUGGCGAAUCAUCGUUCAUGGACGACGCGAAGGAGACAGCUGAGGUGUUACAAGCUCGAGGUUUGGUCAGGAGCAGCGAGAUCGAUAGCCUGAACAAAGAUACAGCA